UCCAGUUUCUUUAUGAUGUCCGAUCGCAAAUGGCUUACAGAUCCCGAUGAAUACAUCUGUACUCUUCCGGAAGAUACUCAAAAAAUUGCAAAAGAGGAGCUUGGAGAAGAUCCCAAUACUCGAAAUAAAACUAUCAAGGCAUUCCGAGAUUGGGUUGUCCAAAAUCCGCGAAUUAUUAAUUGCAGAUUAGAUUCCAGAUUUCUUCUCCGAUUCCUCAGAGGAAAGAAGUUUAGUCUUAAACAUGCUCAAGAUUCUCUCGAACGAUACCUUUUACUACGACAAACCUACGGGGUUUUGUUCAGCAGUUUGGACAUGACAAUUCCCAUGAUGGAGGAUCUUUUACAGUUAGGAUUUGGUUUUGCAUGUCCUAAACGAGAUCGCAAAGGAAGAAGGGUCAUUGUGGCUAGACCGGGGGUAUUUGACAUCUACAAGUUUACUAAUGCGGAUAUGGUAAGAUAUACUGGUAUAGUUUGUGAAACACUAAUGGAAGAUGAAGAAAAUCAAAUUAGAGGAUUCGUCUAUUUCGCCGAUGGAAACGGUGUUGGUCUCCAAUAUCUUACGCUGUUUACCCCUAAAGAAGCCGUCAGACUUGUAAAAAAUGGAGAGAAAACAGUUCCUAUGAGACAUAAGGAAGUUCACGGAAUUGGAGUACACCCGUCAAUGAAAUUUGUCCUAGAUUUUGGUUUUUCCCUAAUUUCAGAGAAAAUUAAGAAGAGGGUAAAAUUGUACAGUAACAUAAACGAAUUGAUAACAAGUGGAAAUUUUGACCCCGAGAUCUUGCCUCAAGAAUACGGAGGUAAAAUGCCCAUGGCAGAAAUGAUAGCCUUAUGGAGAAAAGAACUGGAAGAAUCACACCAAAGACUUCUAAAACAUGACGAGAUGGAAGUCAGAGAAGAGCUUUUCAGCCCGAAAGCUCGUGAAGGUGCAAUAUCUGCAUUAAAAAAGAAUGGCACCUGUGGCAGCGAAGAAGACCCCCUGUGUGGUGUUAUGGGAAAUUUCAGAAAACUUGAAAUCGACUAAACUUUAACUCCUUCACAAUAACACAAAUUAUA
Messenger RNA from Agrilus planipennis (emerald ash borer), 1052 nucleotides. Its product is annotated as alpha-tocopherol transfer protein-like. Gene Ontology annotation, cellular component: membrane. Bases 13 to 1020 code for a protein of 335 amino acids. The record is from RefSeq and is a predicted model, not a curated record. The transcript is spliced from 5 exons. Gene Ontology annotation, molecular function: phosphatidylinositol bisphosphate binding. NCBI's taxonomy places the organism in Eukaryota, Metazoa, Arthropoda, Insecta, Coleoptera, Buprestidae.